Notothenia coriiceps (black rockcod) is the source of this 1093-nucleotide messenger RNA. Its product is annotated as DDB1- and CUL4-associated factor 11-like. The transcript has 7 exons. The annotation marks the transcript as partial. NCBI's taxonomy places the organism in Eukaryota, Metazoa, Chordata, Actinopteri, Perciformes, Nototheniidae. The record is from RefSeq and is a predicted model, not a curated record. Gene Ontology annotation, molecular function: protein binding. Gene Ontology annotation, biological process: proteasome-mediated ubiquitin-dependent protein catabolic process. Gene Ontology annotation, cellular component: Cul4-RING E3 ubiquitin ligase complex.
AAAGUAAUACCAAGUCUUGUUUUCAACCAGUGGACACCCAACCAGACACGCAUGAAGUGGACCAGAGUGAGAUCCGAACUCAGAUCCUGCUGGCCACCGGCUCCUCUACGCUGAAAAACCGACACAGUUUCACCCACAUGCUAACAGAGAGGGAACAAGGCAGAUGUAGAGGCUCCAGUUUUUCCCACGGAGAGUGCAGUCGUAUCCGAACACAUUUUCUGCCAAACUAUGUAUCCCACAAGGAUACGUACCAGCAGAAAGCCUUCUGUGGAGUGUACAGCGAGGAUGGCAACAUGUUCCUCUCUGCCUGCCAAGACCAGAACAUCCGCCUGUACGACACCAGCCGGGGACGCUUUCACCUACGGCGGACAGUGAAGGCUCGGGAUGUGGGGUGGAGCGUGCUGGACGUCUGCUUCACCCCUGACUCUCAGAAUGUGCUCUACUCCAGCUGGUCUGACUACAUUCAUUUGUGCAGUAUAGAUGGAGACAGUGAAAACCACACCGCCCUGGACCUCAAUCCAGAUGAGAGGAGGUUCUGUGUGUUCUCACUGGCUGCGUCCACAGAUGGCAACGAGAUCCUGGGAGGAGCGAACGACGGCUGCCUUUACGUUUUUGAUCUUGAGCAGAAUAAACGAACGUUGAAGGUUAGUGCGUCUAAUUUUUUUUUUUUUUUGCUUGUGGUUCCGCUUGUACAGGCUUUCGUGUCACGUCCCCUCUGUCUGUUUGUGCAUCAUCCCGCGACCAAGGUGAGCCAGACAUUAGCGGACCUCCAUCACAAAAAGUUUCACACCGCCCCUCUGUCUGUAACGCAGCAGCAGAGAGAGUCAGGCUCCACCCUGCAGUGGGACAGGGGUUAAACCCCCCUCCCUCCUCCUCUCCCCACAACUCUCCUCUGUGUAGAAGUCAGUCGCUGCCCUCUACCAUCUGCUUCACCACUGUCUUGUGCUCUUUCUUAUUCAGUCUUUGUUAUUACCUCUCCGUCAGUGUGUCUGCGCUUAAUCUCUAAACCCAUUUUCCUAUUAUUGCUAUUUUUCACCUCAAGAAUACAUCUGGUGGCAGACCCGGCGGCAGGCAUACAUCUCGGGGCGGGCAU